CUUAACUAUCACAUGAAUUGCCUUUAGAAUGAAGUUUGCUGUUGCCUGUCUUGUUCUUUUCUGCGCUGCAACCUUUGACCUUGCUGAGGGUCAACUUGAGGUUCAGGUGAAAAGUUCUGACUUGAACCGUGCAGUUCAGGAUAGAUUCUGCUGCGGGAAUGUUUAUGUACAAUGUACUUCAGCUUGUAUAGGACAAGCUUGUGACGCAAACUGCACCGGAAGAUGCGGUUACUUGGGAUUAAUUGCAUGCGGACCAUACGCUUGCUCAGCAUUGGCACCUAGUGCUUGUACUACAACAACAACAACAACAACAACAACAACAACAACAACAACAACAACAACAACAACGACAACAACUACCACAACUACCACAACAACGACAACCGCACCAACAACAACAACAACUACCACAACAACGACAACCUUGGUAGGUUAGAUGUAUGCACAUAAUCUAUUGAAAUUAUUAAUAUAAUUGGCAAAUAAAGAUUACUAUAAAAUUU
This is a messenger RNA of Eurytemora carolleeae, 500 nucleotides long. RefSeq names its product integumentary mucin C.1. NCBI's taxonomy places the organism in Eukaryota, Metazoa, Arthropoda, Copepoda, Calanoida, Temoridae. The record is from RefSeq and is a predicted model, not a curated record. Bases 29 to 436 code for a protein of 135 amino acids. The transcript has 4 exons.